AUGGAAAGAACAGGUAUUGAAGAUUCAACUUUAUCACAAAUACUUUCUACUGAUGUCGAGCGUCAGAAGAACACAGUUUCAUGCAAAUGUAAAAUUUGUGAAGCUCCUGCUCGAUAUUCUUAUUAUGGUGUUAUUAUUCCAACAACAAAUCUCUUAGAAUCUGAUCAAUCAACAUUAAGUAUUGAUCAAUGGAAUCUUUUGUCAAAUUUAGUUCAUUGUUUCGAUGAAAAUAGUGGAUAUGCAUUGGUCGAACGUUUUAUAGAAGAACAAAAUCGAUUACCACUCAAAUUAAGAUUUAAAUAUCCAUCAGUUUGUGAGUUUUUUAUGUUGUUGAAGGGUAAAGUUCAAAUUGUAUUCGAAAAAAAUCGUGAUUUUCUUUCAUUAUCUCGUUAUGAUCGUACAACAUUACUUCGAACUACAUUAGAAUAUACAACAAGUAUUGGUGGUAUGUUUACAUUACGUCAGUAUAAAUUAUUUGAUUAUCCACCUUUCUAUAAAUCUGCUGAAAUGAUAUUUCAACCAUCUGCAGCAAUCUUCACUAAACGUGUUAUUGAUCAACUUGAUCCAGAUAAUACAUUUAUUAAAUUAGUAUUUGCAAUACUUACUUUCUCGACAAUCAAUUAUACUAUAUAUAGAAAAAACGUUCAUAGUAAUUUAACAAAUAUCAAAGUAACUUUACCUAUUCAAGAUAUGUACACAGAUUUAACAUGGCGAUAUCUUCUAUACAAAUAUGGUCAUCAUCAAGCUGUAAUACGUUUUUCAAAUCUUUUAAGAUGUCUUUUUGCUGUAAUUGCAGCCGUUGUUGAAGCACAUGAAUCAGAAAAAUUUACAGAAAUGAUCGAUUCCGUUAUUGAACAAACUGAACAAACACUUUGUUUGUAA
Molecule: messenger RNA, 882 nt
Organism: Rotaria sp. Silwood2
Lineage: Eukaryota; Metazoa; Rotifera; Eurotatoria; Philodinida; Philodinidae
Source: the annotation of a GenBank genome assembly